GGCCAGCAGAGCCUGAGGAGUCAGCAUGGCAAAGAUCUGCACAGACCAGUCCGACCCGGCAACGACCCGGCAACGGCCGUUUCUCUGCACGCCUGAUGAUGAUCUGGACUCCAUCGAGAACGGAACCUCCAGGGCCAACUCAGAGUGUGAGGACAACUCGUCAGAGGUUCAGGGUGCUGUCUCUGUGUUAACCAGCAGAUACACAGAGUCUCACAGAGAUUCCUUUACAGAGUCAGGAGCCCUGGCCAGGCUCUCUCGCUUCCUGUUUAUGCUGCGGACCUGGGCCUCUCACAGGAUGCACCACGAGGUGGAGAGACCGGACUCCUUCCUGGAGCGCUUCAGGGGCCCUGAGCUCAAAGAGGCCUCCAGCAGAGAGAGCAAUGCACAGUCACUGGGAUACCCCGACAGAGUCCGCAAGAGGAAGAAAGAGAUUUGGAUCAUGGACCCAUCAGCAGACAAAUACUACAGAUGGCUCACCAUCAUCGCAGCACCAUGUUUCUACAACCUGAUGAUGCUAGUGACCAGGGCAUGUUUUAACGAACUCCAGAGCACGUACAUGACUCUGUGGAUUGUCCUGGACUACACUUCAGACUUAAUCUACUACACAGACACAUUCGUCAGGUGUAGAACAGGUUUUCUGGAACAGGGACUGCUUGUGAAAGACGACAAGAAGCUUAGAGACAAAUAUAAAUCAACGACACAGUUCAAAUGGGACAUGAUUUCAAUGAUACCCACAGACCUGCUGUUUCUGAAAGUGGGCUUCAACAACCCCGAGCUCCGACUGAACCGACUCGCGAAGAUGAACCGCCUCUUCGAGUUCUUUGACCGCACAGAAACCAGGACCAGCUUCCCCAACGUUUUCCGAAUCAGCAACCUGGUACUUUACAUCCUGAUCAUCAUCCACUGGAACGCCUGCAUCUUCUUCGCCAUCUCCAAGACCAUCGGGUUCGGCUCAGACUCCUGGGUGUACCCCAACAUCAGUCACCCUGAGCAUGGCCGCCUUGCCAGGAAGUACAUCUACUGUCUCUAUUGGUCGACCCUGACCCUGACCACCAUCGGAGAAACCCCGCCACCCGUCAGGGACUUUGAGUACCUCUUUGUGGUCACCGACUUCCUCAUCGGUGUGCUGAUUUUUGCCACCAUCGUUGGUAACGUUGGCGCCAUGAUCUCAAACAUGAACAAAACCCGUGCGGAAUUCCAGGCCAAGAUCGAUUCCAUCAAGCAGUACAUGCAUUUCCGUAAGGUCUCCAAGGAUCUGGAAGCCAGGGUCAUCAAGUGGUUUGACUACCUCUGGACGGAGAAGAAGACCUGCGAUGAGAAGGAGGUGCUGAAGAACCUGCCAGACAAGCUGAAGGCCGAGAUCGCCAUCAACGUCCAUCUGGACACCCUGAAGAAGGUACGUAUCUUCCAGGACUGUGAGGCCGGUCUUCUGAUUGAGUUGGUGCUGAAGCUGCAGCCUCAGGUGUUCUCCCCAGGAGAUUACAUCUGUAAGAAGGGAGACAUCGGCAGAGAGAUGUACAUCAUUAAGGAAGGGAAGCUGGCUGUGGUGGCAGACGACGGGGUGACACAGUUCGUGGUGCUCAGCGACGGCGCGUACUUCGGAGAGAUCAGUAUCCUGGGAAUCAAGGGUUCCAAGGCUGGCAACAGGAGAACGGCCAACAUCAGGAGCGUGGGUUACUCGGACCUCUUCGCCCUGUCGAAAGACGAUCUCAUGGAGGCCCUCACUGAGUACCCCGACGCCAAGAAGGCUCUGGAAGAAAAGGGAAAAGCUAUGCUGAUGAAAGACAACAUGAUCGACGAGGACAUCGCUAACGCGAGAGCCGACCCCAAGGACAUGGAGGAGAAGAUCCAGAGGCUGGAGAGCAAUAUGGAAACCAUGAUGACCAUGUUCGCCAAGAUCAUGGCUGAGUUCACAUCCAGCCAGAGAAAGAUUAAACAGAGGAUCACCAACAUAGAGUCAACAGUCAAGUCAGUCCGGCCCGAGGAUAUAUCUGAAGUGGUGGCCGACAACAAGACUCAGUAGUCCCACAACGCAACGUAUUUAACCAGAGACUUGUUCUAUUUAACCUUUAUUAUGACAGGGAGCCAUGCUGAGACCAAUGUCUGAGAUGUCUCUUUUAACUUAAAAAAUAUACACAUAAUAUGCGAAAAGCGAAACAGAGAUACAAAACACAAUCAUACAAAACACAAUCAUACAAAACAAACACAUUCUUCAGUAAAAAGGUCCUCAAUCAGCCAUCUGAAUUGCCCAAGAGGCACCAAAUGAUCAACAUUUUAGAGAGUAGGCUGGCCUAAACUAAAGCAGAUUUACCUAACUCAGUGGAGAUUGAAGGGAUCUCCAGAGUAAGCCAUCGAAUGAGAUCGGGUCUGGCAUCUCGUACGUCUGUAGGUUAACAAUUAAGUAAGGUACUGCGGAAGUGCAAUGCAUCGAUCUACGAGUUUUCAAAAGAGGGCCAGCCUACUUUAAGCUGAUGGUACACUACAAAAAAUGUUUGGGCAAUAUUGCAGAGCAAUGCUGCUAGCAAUGGUUGCUGCAACUUUUUUCCUUUGAAAAUGAGCAACUUUUUGUUAUCUGGGGAGUUUUGAUUGGCAGUGCCACAUAGUAGGCCAUUUUUUUUUUAAUUCUCCAAUCAGUGCGCAGAUAUUGAUCAUUCUAAACUAUUUUGGAAAACAUGGCGGACAUUUUGAGCUGAAGUGAAAGAAAAUCCACUCCCGUUUUGAAGUGAUCCUCUGUGUGGUCCUCUGUAGCUCAGCUGGUAGAGCACGGCGCUUGUAA
Messenger RNA from Coregonus clupeaformis (lake whitefish), 2776 nucleotides. Its product is annotated as cyclic nucleotide-gated cation channel alpha-3-like. Bases 26 to 2023 code for a protein of 665 amino acids. The transcript has 6 exons. NCBI's taxonomy places the organism in Eukaryota, Metazoa, Chordata, Actinopteri, Salmoniformes, Salmonidae. The record is from RefSeq and is a predicted model, not a curated record. Gene Ontology annotation, cellular component: plasma membrane; intracellular cyclic nucleotide activated cation channel complex. Gene Ontology annotation, molecular function: cGMP binding; intracellularly cAMP-activated cation channel activity; protein-containing complex binding. Gene Ontology annotation, biological process: monoatomic cation transmembrane transport.